Drosophila innubila is the source of this 792-nucleotide messenger RNA. RefSeq names its product antigen 5 like allergen Cul n 1. The transcript has 3 exons. Lineage: Eukaryota; Metazoa; Arthropoda; Insecta; Diptera; Drosophilidae. The record is from RefSeq and is a predicted model, not a curated record. Bases 1 to 792 code for a protein of 263 amino acids.
AUGGCAAAGGAGAAGGUUAUUGUUAUAAUUCUGCUCUUGUUCCUUGCAACAACAGUUUUGGCCAGCGAUUCGUCCUGGUGUGAUCCUGAGCUGUGUUCAGAGGGUGCCACUCAUGUGGCAUGCAACAAUGAUGGCGAAUUUCACCAGAGUUGCCCGGCAGAUGCUGUGAUGAUCAAUUUAAAGCCAUAUCGAGACUUUAUCGUGGACGAACACAAUAAACGGAGAAAUUUCAUAGCCGCAGGACAACUACCUGGAUAUUAUCCGGCAGCACGCAUGGCCACAAUGGUGUGGGAUGAGGAACUGGAGUAUCUGGCUACUCUAAACUUGAAGACAUGCAAUCUGGAGCACGAUGACUGCAACAAUUCGUAUCGCUUUCGCAAUGUUGGACAGAAUUUGUGCGGUGUUGAUCGACCACGCAAUUUUCCAUUGAAUGUAAAAAACAUCGUGGAGAAUUCCAUGGGUCUCUGGUUUGGCGAGUAUCCGCUAAUCGAUAGCAGCUACAUAACCCAGUUCCGUGUGGCGAGGCAUCUGGAUAAAUAUGGACACUUUGCGGAGACUGUUGUGGAUCGGAAUACACAUGUUGGCUGUGCCAUGAUGCGAUUUACCAAUCCCCAAUACCCCUUCCUCUACAUCUACAACAUGGCCUGCAACUAUGCCAGCACCUAUGCUGUCGGAGUUUAUGUAUAUAAGGCUGGUGAGCCUGCCUCCGAAUGCACAACGGGUUCUAAUCCCAAGUAUUCCGCACUCUGCUCUCUCAAAGAGAAAUAUAAUCCAAAUUACAAUGAAUAUUAA